CUUCUUCUUUUAACAAAAUCCUCUCUUUGUGUGAAUCUGGAACCAAACACUGCCUUAGAUUUCUGAUUCUGUCGCAGAGAUUUUAGUGCUAUGAUCUUUGCAGCUGCAUGUGUGUGUGUGUGAAUUUUCUGAAGUAAUCUGAGACGAACAAAGGAAACAAAAGAAUUUCAAUCAUGACGAAUUAAUUUUCUCUCUCAGCUUCUAUUGAGCAACCACAAGAACCUCAUUCUCUGCACUCGUAUCGUCAUCGUCAACAGCUCAUACGGUUACAUUAUAAUUCCGACUGAAACGUUUGUAGCGGAGAGAAGCUUCGAGUGAAAUCUUAAAGCUUUCGAGAAAAAGGAAGUUUACGUACCUGGAAGCAGAAGAGAAAGGUCGGCCAGCUUAAAUGUCGACGAAUAGUGAUGAUAUUGAAAAGAAUUACUCUGGAGUAGAGGAGCCUUCAACUUCAAGAAACGAGAUUGAUGAAAGUGAAACACAAAACUCGGAACCCACCGAUGAUAUUGAAAAGAAUUACUCUGGAGUAGAGGAGCCUUCAACUUCAAGUAACGAGAUUGAUGAAAGUGAAACACAAAACUCGGAACCCACCGAUGAAAUUCAAGGACGUGAUCUGUGUUUGUCAAAGAAAACAAGCGAUUUAAUAAAACAUCAUAAACCAAUACCGGAUGAGUGUGUAUUGCAGAAGAGCCCAUUGGGAAACACCGUGUUGCAUGUUGCAGCUCGGUAUCAAAAUGACGACUUGGUGGAGAAAAUAACUAAAAAUGCAUCACACCUUUUGCAUGCUAAAAAUAAGAACGGUGAUACAGCACUACAUGUUGCUGCAAGAUAUGGGCACGUCUCUACACUAAGGAAGUUGUUCGAUGCAUGUCUCUCGAAUUUACCAUUUCCAUAUUCUGAAAAUCCCAAAGAGGCCGUCGAAGAAACCCUGGUGAGGAACAAGCAAGGAAACACAUUCUUUCACGAGGCACUAUUGAAUGGUCAUGCUCCCAAAGAUGUAAGGAGUAUGCUACGUUCCAAAGAAACAUCGAUUCGGGUUGGCUUCACGGAGUUGGUUGAGCGAGUUGCGUUGUUUCGCACAAACAAUGAUGGCCAAUGUGUUUUGUACUUGGCAAUUGAGGGAGGCUACAAGGAAUUUGUUAUGAAUGCAUUGGAGAAAUUGAGAUCCCAACACUCUGCAUUGGAUGAGUUGAUUCAGAAUCACCAAGAGUUGGUUGAAAUUAUUUCCAAAGACAUUGAACCAGCUGCACCACCACCUCUUCCACCACAGUUUAGAGAAAAUGAGGAUAGUUUAUAA
Cajanus cajan (pigeon pea) is the source of this 1294-nucleotide messenger RNA. The record is from RefSeq and is a predicted model, not a curated record. Lineage: Eukaryota; Viridiplantae; Streptophyta; Magnoliopsida; Fabales; Fabaceae.